Aphanomyces astaci is the source of this 1617-nucleotide messenger RNA. RefSeq lists its product as hypothetical. Bases 19 to 1227 code for a protein of 402 amino acids. The record is from RefSeq and is a predicted model, not a curated record. The transcript is spliced from 6 exons. Lineage: Eukaryota; Oomycota; Saprolegniomycetes; Saprolegniales; Verrucalvaceae. Gene Ontology annotation, molecular function: protein binding.
GCUUGGACAGCGAAUUCGAUGAGCCAUGCAACGAGACAAGAAGUGUUCUACUUUGAAGAGAUCGUCGACAAUGACAAGGACACAAAGACUACCGAGGAGACAUACACGUUGUCGGAAUGCCACGUGCUCAAUGACACUAGCGACCUGCCAUCCAAGCGUGGCGGGGCGACCUUGACCGCGGUACUUGCCGCGCAAGGCAACACGUUGUUGUACUUGAUCGGUGGUGCAAACCGUGCUGCGGAAACCUUUGGCGACGUGCAUGUCUUUGACUGGGAUGCAAAAAGAUGGACGCAAGCUAAACCGUCUAUCGGUAGCACGACGUUCACACCUCGCAGUGGACACACUGCUGUGGCGAGGGGCUCCCGCAUCUACGUGUUUGGCGGCGCCAACCUCCGCGUCGGCGCAGUGUUCAACGACCUACAUGUUCUGGACACAGAUACAAUGACGUGGUCGCAGCCCGAGGUCGGCGGGGACGUGCCGCCUGCGCGCAACUCGCAUGUGGCGGUGGCCACGGACAAAGGCAUGGUCGUCAUCGGCGGGUCGUCUCCUCAAGUAGGCGCCAUGAACGACGUGUAUCUCCUUGCAUGGGACGACGACAUGAGUUGGCGCCGCAUCCGUCCAUCCUCGUCAACGGUCAUGUCCAAGCGGGAACUGCAUGCAGCCUGCGCAAUCCACGACCGCAUCCUUGUCGUGGGCGGUCGAUCCUCGUCUGGCAUCCUCUGUGACGACGUCUGCGAGCUCCACACAGACUCAUGGACAUGGACGAUUACGCCGCUUACAUCGUGGCAUCGAUGUGCGCAUGCCGCGGGGGUGCUAGGCGGCACCCACUGGGUGCAUUUUGGCGGAUGGGGCGGCGGCCACGACUUCCUCAGCGACUGCUGGCAACUGCCUGUCCGGCCCGCCGCUUGCCACGACAAUGUAGGAAUCGCAGGACCACCCACCAGCCCAACUACUCUAAAUGCGAUCGAGCCCUGUCAAACUAGUAUGCAUCCCGUGCCUCUGCAAGUCGUACAUCGCCACUCGCCACCGCCGCCGCCACUCGAAGAAACCCCCCACAUUGUCGACGUGGCACUUGUCGGCUCCGAAGAGGCGGGUCUCGUCGGUCGAUUUGCGCACUGCGCAUGCGUUGUGGAGGACGCAAGCUUGGUCAUGUUUGGCGGCAUGACCACCGACGCCGACCUCCACGACCUCUGGGUCCUCACUCGUCUGCCCGCCAACACCACGUAACCAGCCACCCAGCCAGGUUUAGUUCAAUAUGUACUCGAGAAAUACAAUACCAGAUAUAUACUAUUAUAUCUUUUCGACAUCUAGAAGCUCCUUGAACAGGUCGUAUGUGGUCAAACUGAUGCCUGUCAAGAACGGUCCCUAUGGUGACAAUUCAUGUGAGUGAAGUAAAUUUCGAUAGAUGAGCCCUCACACGCAUCCACGUGACGGUUGCCCCCUUGUAAAACCCGCGGAGCCCUUCCUGGUCGAGGAUAAUCUUGCAUGUCGUGCGCAUGUUGAUGUACUUGCGCGCGUCCGUGGCGCCGGUCACGUACCCGUCUGUUUGGAUGCGCCUUCGUACAGUGUCCAGAGGAUACGUGACUAGGCCAAAUAGGCAAUAAAUAAAAUACAGCA